Gongylonema pulchrum is the source of this 417-nucleotide messenger RNA. NCBI's taxonomy places the organism in Eukaryota, Metazoa, Nematoda, Chromadorea, Rhabditida, Gongylonematidae. The record is from the annotation of a GenBank genome assembly.
AUGACUUAUCCACCGCUGUUGCAGGUGUGUUCCGGUCUAAUGCUUUCGCAGAUUGGCAGUGAGAAGUAUGGUUCCACACUUGUCGAUUUGGUACUUUAUUCGGAAAGUGAGGGAGACGUAAAGCCAGUAAAUAGCAGCAAUAACAACAGCAACCAGUCGUUAAUACUAACGAGAAUGAAACGAAAAAAUCGUAGUAAUGUUGCAAAUUCUCCGGAAGACUCGCCACAGAUACUUCUGCGAACGCUCCAGGAAAGAUUCAGUUCAUCGGAACGAUUCCAGAAAGUCCUCGUCUUACGAGGUUUCGUUUUUCCCUUGUUUUCUUUUUCCCUGACACUGAAGAAUUCCUUUUGUCAGUACAACAUUUUGGAGAGUAACGAUGUAUUUACUUUAGUAAAGCAUUAUUAUUUUUUUCUGUAA